AUGUGGCUCGUCAACGGCGUCGCCGCCGCCUUCUUCGCUUCCUUGGACACCUGCUCCUGCAUCCGGAUCGCCACCGUCGACGACGCCGAAGACGGGAACGACGCCCCUCUCAUUCUCAACGACGGCAACGUCAACCGCUCCCCCUAUGCCGCCGCCGGCGGCGGCAGCAGCAGGAGGAGGAGGACGACCAAAGGCAAGAAGCAGCACGCGGCUGUGUUAUACGGAGGUUUCUGA
Molecule: messenger RNA, 234 nt
Organism: Linum tenue
Lineage: Eukaryota; Viridiplantae; Streptophyta; Magnoliopsida; Malpighiales; Linaceae
Source: the annotation of a GenBank genome assembly